AUGGUGGUCAGUCUGGAUAGCACAUUGCUAUGUGUGUUUGCUGAUUCAGGUGUAGUGAAGUCAGUAAUGGAGGGAGACUCAGUCACUCUGGAGUCUGGUGUUGCUCAACUAAAGGAAGAUGAUGUGGUGACGUGGAAGUUUGGACAUAAAAACACUCAGAUAGCUCAAAUGGAUCUAGAUACUGGAAUCUCCUUCACAUUUGAUGGUGAUGCUGUGGGAUUCAGAAACAGACUGAAGCUGGAUCAUCAGACUGGAUCUCUGACCAUCAUGAACACCAGUACAGCAGACUCUGGAGUUUAUCAAAUAACCAUCAGGGGCAAGACAAAACCAACCACACACAACUUCAGUGUUACUGUAUACGCUCGUCUGUCUGUUCCUGUCCUUAACAGAGACUGUUCUUCCUCCUCAUCUUCAUCAGUGCAGAAUUGUUCAGUGUUGUGUUCAGUGGUGAAUGUGAGCGCUGUGAGUCUCUCCUGGUACAAAGGAAACAGUUUAUUGUCCAGCAUCAGUGUGUCUGAUCUCAGCAUCAGUCUCUCUCUACCUCUGGAGGUGGAAUAUCAGGAUAACAACACCUACAUCUGCGUGAUCAACAACACCAUCAGCAACCAGACCACACAUCUGGACAACAACACACUCUGUCAGCCAUGUCCAGCAUCUACGUCUACAACUUCUCCAAACUCUCAGCUCAUCCUGAUUUCUGUCGCUGCUGCUGCUGGAUCUCUGAUCAGUGUUACAAUAGUCGGGAUCAUCUGGAUCUGCAAGAACCGAAAAAAAACUGAUCAGAAAGAAACAGUUCAGAAACAGACUCGUGAUGAUCACCGUGAUGAUGAGGUCACUUACGCUGCUCCAACGUUCUACAAAAAAAAUGCACAACGAUCGGAGGAUGAGGUGGUGUAUGCAGGCAUCGUCACAAGACGCUGAUGAUCAACAGUCAGUACUGGUUACAUUAAUGCUUAAAAAAAAGACAUGGCAACAAAACUAUUAAAUGCGCAAAAAUGAUGUUGAAUUUGAAUAAUGUUUAAAAAGAAACUUU
Molecule: messenger RNA, 1033 nt
Organism: Danio aesculapii
Lineage: Eukaryota; Metazoa; Chordata; Actinopteri; Cypriniformes; Danionidae
Exons: 6
Coding region: 1-921 (306 amino acids)
Source: RefSeq, a predicted model, not a curated record